Messenger RNA from Stegodyphus dumicola, 1686 nucleotides. Its product is annotated as PI-PLC X domain-containing protein 3-like. Gene Ontology annotation, molecular function: phosphoric diester hydrolase activity. Gene Ontology annotation, biological process: lipid metabolic process. Lineage: Eukaryota; Metazoa; Arthropoda; Arachnida; Araneae; Eresidae. The record is from RefSeq and is a predicted model, not a curated record.
AUGACUGUCUAAAAAUCCCCGCACCGUAGCGCAAUGUACAAGAAAGAAAGCUGAGGUUUUUAACUGCGGAUAUUUCAAGAUUAAUUCUUAUUUAUCAUUAUCGUAAUAACUUCCAGUGUUACUUUCAUUACUCUUUGUGUGUAUUUUAAGUACAACCAAAUUCCAGUUAUCCGGAUUUAUGAUAUCCGAAUCGUUGUUCCUUUCCUGACCAAGACCAGCUGGAUGAAAAGUAUGGCAGCUGGGAAUAAGACUUUCUUAUUGCCCGCUUUUCUUUUCCUGCAGCUUUCAUUCUUCAGCAACGGUGCUACUUUCGGAAGAAUUUUUAAAAGAGACACUGAAAGCCACGAAACGGACGCAAACGGAGUCAAGCCUUUGGUUUUCCUUACCGUAUCUUCUUUAGCUUCACGCACUCGCAAUGAAGAACCACGUACACUUGAACUCAAUUGGGACCACAUACCACAUAAUCUUUCAGAGAAUGGUGAUGUCUGGAUAGGAUUGUAUGAUCGCGACCCAGUUGAUGACACUAGUAACCCAUUAGUAUCUACGAGACCAAAUCCACAAGGAUAUUUCAGAACAUCAAUACGAUUUCCAGUCCAGACUUUCAAGGGUGAUAGUCUUACAGAUGCUUGCCUUGGUUUCUGGAUUGCAUUAAUACACAACAGUGAAAUUUUAUCAUCAAACUGCAUUAGAGCAAGGCCUAACUGGAUGUUCCAAGCCCAGUCUCUUAUAGGAAAUGUCGCCUUGAUAGAUCUAAUGAUACCUGGCACCCACAAUGCUGGAUGUUAUGCUGAUUUUAAUCCCAGAGAGGAUACAUUAGUCAACAGAUAUUUGCUUACUCAAGAAGAAACUAUUUGGAAUCAGUUAGUUUAUGGAAUUAGAUACUUAGAUUUGAGAGUAGCAUACUACAGAUCAAAAAGUUCUCCUGAACGUUUCUGGAUAACUCACAGCAAUUUCCGAACAGAGGUACCAGUGAGGGAAGUCAUUAACCAAGUGAAACAAUUUUUAAACGCCACCAACGAAAUUGUUAUAAUGGACUUUCAUAGAUUUGUAACAGGUUUCCAAGGGUCACGAGCGACUGCCAGGCACAGAGAACUAGUCCAGAUGCUCGAAAACGAAUUAGGAGAUUACAUGAUUCCAAUACAUUUUACUUCUUGGGCAACAUUAAAUCAGUUGUGGACUGAAGACAAGAGACUUUAUGUAGGUUAUGCAGAUGAAACCUCAAGAAAACAGAGCUUCCUCCUAUUUCCCGCCGUUAGACAUCUUUGGGGAGACGUAGAUACAGUAAACGGUCUUAAAGCAUAUUUAAACGAAACAGUUUGUUUUCAGACAGCAAGGAGGUUAACAUCCGCAAUGGCGCAGCUUACCCCUACUACAGCUGGCGCUCUUUUCGAUAUUUACGGUGGUCUUCGGAGCAUGGCCAAUGAUGUCAAUCAUCAUGUUACGAGAUGGUUUCGAGAUUCAUGGAAUCAUUGUGCAAAUAUCGUCUCAACCGAUUUCUUCCUUGGGAAUAAUAUGAUAGAAGUGGCAAUUGAAACGAAUAAAAAUAGAAUUUCAUCCGUAAACUAAGUAUUUUUAAAGAACUGAAUAUAUUUAAGCACAUAUUUCAUGAUUAAGAUCAUUGUAAAAAUUUGAAGUUUUUACCAUCAAAGUUGUUUUUACCAAUGUUAUUAAAAUAUUUAUAAAUAA